CCGGCGCCGCCCACGCCAACGGGAUGGGCUCGGCGCCCCGCGCGCCGCUGGCCGAGGACGACGACGAGGAGGCGCCGGCGGCGCCGGGCGAGAUGGACUCUCGGAGCUCGCUGGGCGGCGGCAGCCUCAGCAGCGACGGGGAGCGGCGCGUCGACAAGUUCGGCUUCCUGGUGCCCGACGACGGCGACGCGGCCGGGCAGGAGGCGCCGCUGGAGGAGGUACCCCUGGAGGUGCUGAGGCAGAGGGAAUCCAAGUGGCUGGACAUGCUCAACAACUGGGACAAAUGGAUGGCAAAGAAACACAAAAAGAUCCGGCUGAGAUGCCAGAAGGGGAUCCCUCCGUCUCUGCGGGGCCGGGCAUGGCAGUACCUCUCGGGGGGCAAAGUCAAGUUGGAGCAGAAUGCUGGAAAGUUUGAUGACCUAGACAUGGCCCCGGGAGACCCCAAGUGGCUGGAUGUGAUCGAGCGAGAUCUCCACAGACAGUUUCCAUUCCAUGAAAUGUUUGUUUCUCGUGGAGGCCACGGGCAGCAGGAUUUGUUCCGGGUGCUGAAGGCCUACACGCUUUACCGGCCAGAAGAGGGCUACUGCCAGGCCCAGGCCCCGAUCGCUGCAGUGCUGCUGAUGCACAUGCCUGCAGAGCAAGCCUUUUGGUGCCUUGUGCAGAUCUGUGAGAAGUACCUGCCUGGCUACUACAGUGAGAAGCUGGAGGCCAUCCAGCUCGAUGGAGAGAUCCUUUUCUCUCUGCUGCGUCGGGUCUCCCCCGUGGCUCACAAGCACCUGAGCAAGCAGAAGAUGGACCCCAUCCUGUACAUGACAGAGUGGUUCAUGUGUGCCUUCUCCAGGACCUUGCCCUGGAGCUCCGUGCUGCGGGUCUGGGACAUGUUCUUCUGCGAAGGUGUUAAGAUUCUCUUCCGAGUGGGCUUGGUGCUGCUGAAACACACGCUGGGCUCUUCGGAGAAGCUCAAGGCCUGCCAGGGGCAGUAUGAGACCAUGGAGCGGCUGCGGGCGCUGAACCCCAAGAUAAUGCAGGAGACCUUCCUGGUGCAGGAGGUCAUAGAGUUGGAGGUGACGGAGCGUCUCAUCGAGCGGGAGCACCUGAUCCAGCUGAAGAGAUGGAAGGAGACCCGCGGGGAGCCGCAGUGCAAGUCUCCCCCUCGCUUCCACGGCGCCAAGGCCGUCAGCGACUCCGAGCCCUGCUCCCGCAAGGCCCUGGAGCCCUCGCCCUCCAUCAUCCUGCCCCCAGGUGCCUCCCUCUCGCCCAAGGGCCGCAAGAGCAAACUGCCCAAGGGGGCCAGGAAGGAAGAACAAAAGAAGGGCUCCCUGGGCAACGGGCCCAUUCCCGAGGAAAACGGAUCCCAGACUUUGCUGGAGCCAGCGCUCCUCCAUCAGUCCAAGGAGAGCCUCAGUUCCCGGGAGAGUGAGGACACGUACCUGUAAAGCUGACGGUUGCACAUUGCAGGCCGCCCCCAGCCUGCUCCCAGAGGUGGUCCGAGUGGCUGUCGCUGCGCCAGGGUAGGGGGUGGGUGAGCGGGAUUCCGGGGGAUCUGCGUUGCCGUGCGGGCGCUCGGGCUGAGCCACACUCUGUCCCGCAGGCACCCCAGCUGCGGGGGGAGGAACUGCACGCGCCUUUGGUGUCCCGGGUCGGAAGGCCUGAAGAGCACGUGUGUUGCUUUCCCCUCCCAGGAGGAAUCCGCACUUCUUCGUGGCACAGGGCGGGCAGAGAGAUGCGGGGGCCUGGGGGCUACGCCGGCCCCACCCACCGCCUUGCCAGUGCCGCUUGGCACAGCCUGGGUGUUCCAUUAGAAAGGCGCAGGCGGGGGGGGGGUGGCUGCACCCGCCAGCGCUGGCCCCCUCUGUCCCGGCAUGCGGGAUCGCGACCACCCCUCCUCGCCUUGCUGUGGGAGCAAGCGCUCAUGUCAGUGCAAUCAGGGCUGCCCCCGGGGAGGGGGCAGCCAUCUCACAUUCCUGCCAGCCCUCCAGGCCCCGUUCCUCACACUCCCCUUCUCCAAGUGAGCCUUACGGAUGCCGGAUGCCGAGUCUUCAUUGCCCUGAGUUGGCUUGGCCGUCCUUUUGGCCUGGAGGGUCUGGCACCGUCUCAGUUACUUCCAUAUUUUCUGCCCCCGCAUGGGAACAAUUGGGAGGCUUUGUCUGCCCCGUUACCUGCAUGCCCAGUUACGACACGCACCCCUUGGCAGGGGAGGGCUCUACCCCGCGAACACUUACGCUGGCAGCAGAAUCCGUACCGUGCAGGGAAUGGAGGGGCAGGUGGAGCUGGUCUCGCUGUCUUGACCAAGCUGUCAAUUCUACUAUGCUGUGUCGUAGGCUUUCCCUACUUAUUGCCCGCCAGAUGUGCUGGACCAACACAUCUGGAGGGCGCUAGGUUGCUGGGGGGGGCUGCUGCGCCAGAUGUGUAAUGCUAAAUGCAUCUUACACUUCGGGACCAUUUUUGGUUGGUUUGUGUUUUGCAGGAAUCUGGUACUUGGGCCAGGUGAGGUGUGAGUGGGAUUCCAGCGUGCCUUGUCCUGGGGCAAGGGUUGGCUCGAGCUGCCUGUUGCCUCCCACCUUCACCAGGGCUCCAGCUCCCCCACCCAUUGCGUCCACAGCAGCCUGGUUCGUGACACUAAAGUCACUUUCGUCACCUGGCCCCCUGAAAUCCUCAGAUGGCAGCAGGAGUUUUGAUUGGACUCCUGCCUUCCACACACGCCCCCAAGGGGAUGGAGGGAAAGCUGAGCCCCUCCUGGCUAGAGGGCGAAGGGGCAGAGUGGCGCCUCCUUGCUUGCUGCCUGUGGCCCCACCCGUAAAAUGCCAGGUAUUGGUGGUAGCACCUUCUCUGCAGUCUGCCACAAGCUGAGGUUAGACUUCCCCCAUCUUGGAGGUGGCCGAGAGUCCAACCCCAGUAUGGAGAUGAGCCUUUGGGCCUCCGGUCUAUUAAGGCGGCUCAGAGGCCUCCCGCUUCUCGGUAGCCCCUGCCUUGGCCUGGCCAGCAGCUGGGCUUUGGGGAGCAGGCAGUAGCACUUCUUGUGGUCACAGUGGUGUAUGUCCAGGUGGCGGGGUGGGGAGCGCUGGCCUUUCCACCCCUCGCAUGGCCGGGCUGCGACUGAC
Molecule: messenger RNA, 3101 nt
Organism: Varanus komodoensis (Komodo dragon)
Lineage: Eukaryota; Metazoa; Chordata; Lepidosauria; Squamata; Varanidae
Gene: TBC1D10A
Product: TBC1 domain family member 10A
Exons: 9
Coding region: 24-1436 (470 amino acids)
Source: RefSeq, a predicted model, not a curated record